CCUGGAGGUGGAGCUCCACGGCGGAGACAUCAAGCUUGAGAAAGGCACCGUCGUAAAAUGGAAGGCGGAGUUCAGGGAGAGUCUCGAUAGCUGUGUCGUCGUAGCGUUCCGUUCGGUGACGGUCAACAACGCUUCGGCAAUCGACGGUGACGACGCGGAGACCGAUUCAGAGUUCGUCUCCGUUUAAAGACGCGCCUGGUGUGGACGAUCCGCGCGUUGAUGGAGGUCUCCACGCGCCAUUACCAGAUGAGAGAUCUGGUGAAGGAACGCGAGGAGAAGGAGAAGCUGAUGCUGCGCGACGGAGACGGGGAAGCUACGGUGGCGAUGGACACGGCAGGGAUGAAUGAGUGCAGUGAGACGGAGGCGCAUGUGGACGAGAAAGGAUCGCAUGGAUGCACGGUGGUUGCUAACGGGAGGACGAGUAUGAGACACGCGCCGUCGCUGAAGCUGAAGAGCGGGAUCUGUUUGGAAGCCGCGACGCUUGUGGUCGCGAGGCCGAGUUGUACGGCUUCUGAUGAUGGAGGGGAUGCUGAGCUGGCGACGGAGGCUGACGCGACCGCGUCUGGCGAAUAUGAUAAAAUAAUUCGAGAAAAAGUAACGAUAAAAUAA
Messenger RNA from Raphanus sativus (radish), 609 nucleotides. Its product is annotated as F-box protein AUF1-like. The transcript has a single exon. The record is from RefSeq and is a predicted model, not a curated record. Lineage: Eukaryota; Viridiplantae; Streptophyta; Magnoliopsida; Brassicales; Brassicaceae. Bases 220 to 609 code for a protein of 129 amino acids.